Messenger RNA from Sitophilus oryzae (rice weevil), 697 nucleotides. RefSeq names its product elongator complex protein 6-like. NCBI's taxonomy places the organism in Eukaryota, Metazoa, Arthropoda, Insecta, Coleoptera, Curculionidae. Gene Ontology annotation, biological process: tRNA wobble uridine modification. The record is from RefSeq and is a predicted model, not a curated record. Gene Ontology annotation, cellular component: elongator holoenzyme complex.
AAUGCCUUCGACUCUAAUUUUAUUAUUACUCAUUUACUAAAAGUUUUUCUAUGAAAAAGUAGAGUAUGCUUUCUGACUUUACACAAUAUCACUUUGGAUCAUUAUCAGAAUGUUGGAAAGAAACUUAGAUACGAUUUGAAAGAAGCUAUUGAAUGUAACAAUAUUAAAAUAGUUGAUCCGCUGGCUGAUAUAGUUGAAGGUAUCGGAAAAGAAAUAGAGGUAAAAUUAACAUAUUUUGAAGAGUCUAAAAUGCUAAAGUGUUUGUUUCUCUCAAUAAAGAAACAUAUCGACAACUAUUGCUCUUUGAAGGACUGUCCAGUAUACUUAGUGAUCGAUGACGUUAGCCAUUUUCUAGACUUAGCAAUAGAUUUGUCCCAGAUAAUUAGCUUUAUCAACUACUGCAUUAAUUUAACGAACAAUGAUAAUAUUUCUGUUGUGAUUAAUGCACAUGUUGGAUCAAAGAAUGACGAAAUUGUAGCCAAAAGUGUUCAGCAUAUAUGCGAUGUUUUUGUUGAAAUAUCGCAAUUAAAAACCGGUAAAAGUACAGACAUAACUGGGUUAAUGACCAUACAAAGAGGUGAUAGUAUAAACAAUUAUCACUACAGGACAUUUGACAGAGGUGUCAAGACUUUCCACCCUGGAGAAACCAUAUACAACUUGUAUAAAUAAGCCUUAACAUAUUGGUUCUUUAUAUUUU